GGGAGAAAAACGAGAGAGAGGGAGCAAAGUUAACUGCAGUGCCACAGAUCCUCAGAGAAAACAAGACAGAACAGAAGAAACAGAAAGAAAAAAGAAAGAAAGAAAGAAAGAAAGAAAGAAAACAAAAGACUGAAAGGAAAGGGAAGGAGACAGAGAACACUGUGUCUCUCAGAGAGGACCAAACAGGACCAUGGACCCCAACAAGACACCAAGUGCUCCUCCUCCAGGCUGGAACCCCGAGGAUAAAUCAAACAUGGCUUAUCCGCCUCCCCCUCCUUACCAGGACUACCCCCAGUACCCCAACACAGGUGGGUGUUCUCCAGGACAACCCGCUGCUGCAGGAUACCCCCCGGCACCGCAGUUUGGAGGGGCCCCGGGUGGCCCAUACCCCCCUGCUGGCCAGCAGUACCCCCCCGGGCCGUACCCCCAGGGGCCCCAGCCCAUGGUCACAGUGCAGCCUACACUGUAUGUGACCCAGGGGCCGCUGGCCCACCCGCUGCCAGACUACCUGGGCUACUCCAUCUUCACCAUGCUGUGCUGCUGCCUGCCCCUGGGCAUCGCAGCCCUCGUCUACUCCAUCUCGACUCGAGAUGCCAACAACCGGGGCCACCAGCAGAUGGCGGAGCAUAACUCACGGCUGGCGCGCAAUCUGAACCACGCAGGACUGGGCAUCGGCAUCACUAUCCUCAUUCUGUGGAUCGUCUUCGCAUUCUUCAUCCACUGAGCACUCCAGGACCCAUUUCAAAAAUCAUCCCUUAUGAUCAUCUCAUAUUGCAACACUGAAAUUUAAUGAACCUUUUAUAAAACAUGUUCAUUCUGAAGGCUUUUUCCCCUUCUUCCCAGGUCCUUUAUUUGCUGUAACACGUCACAUGGGUAGAUUUUAGUGCCUAUAAAAGAACUUAUCUGACAAAAGCCCAACUCUAAAUGUACCUGAACUGUGUAAAUCACAAAGAUUGCAUGAUUCAUGUCCAGAAGAUGGACAUACCUGUCAAGCCAGUUAGCCAGCUGAUGCAACAUUAGAUUGGUAUGAUUCAUUUCCAUUUUAGCUACAAAAUCAUCCACAAGUUUCUAUGUCAUAAACCCAAAGAUUUUAUAAUUCUUAUACAAGUACCUUUACAGUGUCUUUUAAAAUCCUUUUUCAUUAUGUGAAUUAGCAGUAUGCUUACUGAAACUGGUCAAGUAAGGCUAACUUACAGUGUUUUCCAUGCAUUAAAUAUUUUUCCAGUAAUUCCACCUUGCUUUUGCAUUACCCAAUAUUCAUACCCAUAACUCUGCAUAACAGCUUUGACAGACUAUAAGCAAAUAUGGCAAACUGGAUAUGUGAUCUCUGUGAUCUCUGUCUUUCUGGAAGGAGGUGUUAUGAUUUUAAGAUUUAUGUCACCUGUAAAUAUGUCUAUUUCAGUUAGAAAUGUGAGGGGGCCAUAUGCAUGCGUAGUAUAGGAAAGAAAAUUUAAAAUACAUUUAGAGCAGAAUAAACAUUUAUUGGUUCAUACUUAAUUCAUGCUUAUCACAGACAUAAUUUGUAGCUACACAUUUUGAUAAGACAGAUAUAUAAAUACCGUAUAUGGUAAAUACAUAUUUUAUUCAUAUAUUUUUUUAAUAUUAUUACACAUCACUGACUCCUAAUUACUUCGUUAUAUCCUUUUAGUCGGACUACAGUUGGCUGUGAAUUGUGGGUGUGCCCAAAAAGAAUUAAACAGAAAUUAAAAACAAGGAUAUGUUAAACAAAUAUGUAUUAAAAAUAAAGUACUG
Megalops cyprinoides (Indo-Pacific tarpon) is the source of this 1752-nucleotide messenger RNA. RefSeq names its product proline rich transmembrane protein 1B-like. The coding region runs from base 191 to 724 and encodes 177 amino acids. The transcript is spliced from 2 exons. Gene Ontology annotation, cellular component: membrane. NCBI's taxonomy places the organism in Eukaryota, Metazoa, Chordata, Actinopteri, Elopiformes, Megalopidae. The record is from RefSeq and is a predicted model, not a curated record.